AUGCAACGACAGUUUGCAAGUUCGUUGAAGCAAGUCGUCGCGCAAUAUUCAACCAAAGCACCAGUAAAAUAUGCUCGACAAACUUUUGCUAGUCCAGUGCAUGACGGUUGGGCUGGAAAACAUUUACCGUUCAGUCUUCGUACCAAAUGGGGUUUCUUCACCAAGGCUGUAAUUUUUGUAUCCACUGGAUUUUGGAUACCAUUCUUCGUUGUCGAUUUUCAUUUACGGAAAGCGGCUCAAUAA
Dracunculus medinensis (Guinea worm) is the source of this 243-nucleotide messenger RNA. The record is from the annotation of a GenBank genome assembly. Lineage: Eukaryota; Metazoa; Nematoda; Chromadorea; Rhabditida; Dracunculidae.